CACGUGGUCAUGGUCCCCACUAUCAAUUCAAACAUGAAUUUAAAGCCUCCUUCUUCUGCUUUCUCUUUUUCAUGCCCUCCACUGAAAAACAUAAACCUGUCCAUAGAAUUCCGCGAAAUCAAAUUCAUGGAAACCAAAUCCAAACCCAAAAUUCAAAUCCCAAACAACAUGAAACGAUCAUCCUCUUCCAAUUCCGAUUCACACUUCGAGUCCCCCCACUCCCCUCUCCGACUCAAUUCGCCGCUCCCUUCCGACCAGGGCGAUCCCCAUGAGUCUCCUCCCUUCGUCUCCCCGAUGAACUCCCCGGGAAAGUCUCCACCGAUGGAUAACUCCAUGGCUAUCGUCGCAGUUGAUAAGUUUCCGAAGCCAUCCCCGCUCCCGCAGGAAAAUGCUGCGUAUCCUCAGGCGCCGGCGAUGACGUUUAACAGGGCGGUGAGAGAAGAGGGGCCUCCAGUCGUGGGAAAGGUCAGGCCUGAGGGGAGAUCGGCGGUGGUGGAGCCUUGGAAAUCAAGGAGAGAGGAUAUGAUGAAGGUCGCUGAGUUAGGGUUUAGAAUUAGUGAGUUUGUCUUGUGCUUGAUUUCGUUCUCGGUAAUGGCAGCUGACAAGACUCAGGGGUGGAGUGGUGAUUCCUAUGAUCGAUAUAGAGAAUACAGGUAUUGCUUGUCUGUGAAUGUUAUUGCAUUUGUAUAUUCAGGAUUCCAAGCUUAUGAUCUGGGCUACCAUCUGGUCACAGGCAAACAUGUGAUCCGCCACCACCUACGCCGUAAUUUUAAUUUCUUUAUGGAUCAGAUAUUGGCAUAUCUUCUGAUAUCAGCUGCUUCAUCAGCAGCCACCCGGGUCGAUGACUGGCAAUCUAAUUGGGGCAAAGAUGAGUUUACAGAGAUGGCUAGUGCUUCAGUUGCGAUGGCCUUCCUAGCUUUUAUUGCCUUUGCUGUUAGCUCGCUCAUUUCUGGUUACAACCUAUACAAGAAUAGCUGAUCUCGGAGGCAGUUUCAUACUGUAUCAAAUAAUGGUGUGGGGAAAGGAAUUAAGAAAAUGCCAAUUUCCAAUCAUUUUUCUUACGCUGUACAGAGACAGACAGCCAUUUUUUUUCAACCUUUUUUCUCCUCUCCUUUUCUCCCUCCCUUUCAGCAAUAGAGAAAAAUUGAACAUUUGGAAUGUAUAUGAAGCCACGCUACCAAGCCAUCAAUAACAGAGUAUGUUAGCAGGUAUUUAACAUGAAUAAGAAGGCAUUCUUCUUUGAUCAUC
Messenger RNA from Hevea brasiliensis (rubber tree), 1248 nucleotides. RefSeq names its product CASP-like protein 4A3. The record is from RefSeq and is a predicted model, not a curated record. Lineage: Eukaryota; Viridiplantae; Streptophyta; Magnoliopsida; Malpighiales; Euphorbiaceae.